AUGGCGUCCUCGAACAGUCUGCUGCCAGAGGAGCAGUUCCAGUGCUCUAUCUGUCUGGAGGUUCUCACUGAUCCGAUCACCACUCCAUGUGGACACAACUUCUGCCAGGCCUGUAUCAACGGGUACUGGAAAAGCACUGAACAGUGCCAGUGUCCAAUGUGUAAGGAGACCUUUGACAAAAGGCCUAAGCUCAAAAUCAACACAACACUCCGAGAGGUUGUGAAUCAUUUUAAGGGGAGAAGGACAAAGAAUCAAGUACAGCAGAUGAUCCAGAAGUGCCUACAGAAGGUUAAAGAGAUCAAACACUCAGCGGAGCUCAGCAACAGAGAUGCAGAGAGAGAGAGAGAAGAAAGUGAACAGGUCUUCACCACUCUAGUCCGCUCCAUGCAGAGAAGCCAGGCUGAGGUGUCUAAGAUGAUUGGAGAGAAGCAGAAAGCAACCAUGCGGCAGGCUGAGGGGCUCAUUAAAGAGCUGGAGCAGGAAAUCACUGAGCUACAGAGGAGAUGCUCAGAGCUGGAGCAGCUCUCACACUCUAAGGAUCAUCUCCACCUCCUCCAAAGCUCGCCAACCCUGUGCCCCCCUAAAUCCACCAAGGACUGGUCUGAUGUCAGUAUUACCCAGAACAAGAGCAAGUGGAAUGUGCAGAAAGACAUAUCCCAGCUGGAUAAAAAGGUGAGGAGAGCACUUUCUGAACUUGAGGAGAAAUUGAAUAAUGUAUUGGAGAAGUCAAAAGGUGAUGAACUGAAGAGGAUGCAGCAGUAUGCAGUGGAUGUCACUAUGGACCCUGAUACAGCACAUCCCCUUAUCAUUGUAUCUGGCAAUGGGAAACUAGUGAGAACAGGUCACUUUGAACAGAACCACUUCUACAACCUAAAGAGGUUUAGAAGUCGUGUAGCUGUUUUGGCAAAGGAGGGUUUCACCUCGGGGAGAUUCUACUAUGAGGUGCAGGUGAAGGGGAAGACUGGGUGGAAUGUAGGAGUGGCCAAAGAGUCGGUUAAUAGAAAGACAGGUGGAUUAUACCCAGAGCAAGGAUUCUGGACCGUGUGGUUGUCUUUUCAGGUUGACUAUGAGGCCUGCACAGACCCCCAUACCUCCCUCUCACUGAAGAGCAAGCCGGAGAAGUUGGGGGUGUUUGUGGAUUAUGAGGAGGGUCAAGUCUCCUUCUAUGACGUGGACACCAGGUCUCAUAUCUUCUCUUUCACCGGCUGCACCUUCACAGAGAAGCUCUAUCCAUACUUGAACCCCUUUGAUGAUUAUGAUGGCUCAAAUUCAGCACCAAUGAUCAUCACCCCUGUUAACCAGACACACUGA
This is a messenger RNA of Salvelinus namaycush (lake trout), 1311 nucleotides long. RefSeq names its product E3 ubiquitin-protein ligase TRIM39-like. The transcript has 2 exons. Lineage: Eukaryota; Metazoa; Chordata; Actinopteri; Salmoniformes; Salmonidae. Bases 1 to 1311 code for a protein of 436 amino acids. Gene Ontology annotation, molecular function: protein binding. The record is from RefSeq and is a predicted model, not a curated record.